Messenger RNA from Schistocerca gregaria, 929 nucleotides. RefSeq lists its product as uncharacterized. The transcript is spliced from 2 exons. The record is from RefSeq and is a predicted model, not a curated record. NCBI's taxonomy places the organism in Eukaryota, Metazoa, Arthropoda, Insecta, Orthoptera, Acrididae. Bases 42 to 743 code for a protein of 233 amino acids.
CACACACGGCCCUCGCUGUCGUAUAUCCUCGUCCAGCCAACAUGAACGCCGUGUUCACCAUGGUGAUGCUCAGUGUGGUGGCCGCUGUCAGCGCCGCUGCAGAGCCCACCACAGCCAACCCCUGCAGCCCACAACAGAAUGAACCACCCAAAGCCACAGCCAACAUAGGUGUUUAUGGCGUGAAUUUUGGCUCCAGGACGGUCAUCCCCAGAACCAGCCCCUCUCAGCAUCAGAAGAAAGGAAAGCCUGUGGCCAUAGGCAACAUCGGAGUGUAUGGUGUGAAUUUCGGCGCCAACAGCUUCAGGCCCACUGUGAAUGUAAACAACACAAGCUACCCUCUGCGUGGCACCUACCAUUCUGGAUAUGUUAUACCCAGAACCAGCCACUCUCAGCCACAGAAGAAAGGGAAGCCUGUGGCCAUAGGCAACAUCGGAGUGAAUGGUGUGAAUUUCGGCGCCAACAGCUUCAGGCCCACUGUGAAUGUAAACAAUACAAGCUACCCUCUGCGUGGCACCUACCAUUCUGGAUAUGUCAGCCCCAGAACCAGCUCUUCUCAGCCACAGAAGAAAGGAAAGCCUGUGGCCAUAGGCCACAUCGGAGUGUAUGGUGUGAAUUUCGGCGCCAACAGCUUCAGGCCCACUGUGAAUGUAAACAACACCAGCUACCCUCGGAGUGGCAUAUACCAUUCUGGAUAUGUACCCAGUACUGAAUAUCCUUCUGUCAAGAAACCGAUCUUCACGUAAUCCCCUGGAGGCAACCCCAACAUCUACGUGUUUGCUUUCGACUCUCUGCAAGUGAUGCCAUCAAUAUCUGUAUUAGUGAGCUCCCAGGUGAUCUACCAAAGGAACAGUUCUAUGAUGUCUUCUUCAGUUAUCUGUCUUAAGGGAUGUCCAGUUUGCGUGAAUAAAAUCGGAUCAGUCGCAUAAUUA